Cyanistes caeruleus (blue tit) is the source of this 3729-nucleotide messenger RNA. NCBI's taxonomy places the organism in Eukaryota, Metazoa, Chordata, Aves, Passeriformes, Paridae. The record is from RefSeq and is a predicted model, not a curated record.
CCCUUUCCCACCCUGGCAGGAUGGCUCUCGGCAGCGGCCAGCACAGAAGAAGAAGACAGUGUCCUUCAGCUCCAUGCCCAAUGACCGCAAGAUCAACAGCACAGCUGCCUGCAUCUCCCUCAUGCUGGAGGGCUGUGAGCUGAAGAAGGUGCGCUCCAACUCCCGCAUGUACAGCCGCUUCUUCGUGCUGGACGCCGACAUGCGCUCCGUGCGCUGGGAGCCCUCCAAGAAGGACUCAGAGAAGGCCAAGAUCGAGAUCAAAUCGGUCAAAGAGGUGCGUGUGGGCAAGAAGACACCUGUCCUGCGCAGCAAUGGCCUCUCCGACCAGUUCCCAGACGAGUGCGCCUUCUCCAUCAUCUAUGGAGACAACUACGAGUCCCUGGACCUGGUGGCCAGCUCAGCAGAUGUGGUGAGUGCCUGGGUGAUGGGGCUGCGCUAUCUGGUGUCCUAUGGAAAGCACAGCCCUGAGGCACCUGGGACUGGCCACCCCAGCCUCCGGACAUCCUGGAUCUCCUCUGUCUUUGACCUUGCUGACCUGGAGAAGUCUGGCCGCAUCCCUGUGUCCCGGGCUGUGCAGCUGAUCAAAGCACUCAACCCUGGCAUGAAGACCUCCACCAUUGAGCUGAAGUUCAAGGAACUGCAGAAGGCCAGCGAGCGUCCUGGAACGGAGGUGGCCUGUGACCUCUUCGUGGAGGCAUACUGUGAGCUCUGCACCCGCCCUGAGAUCUUCUUCCUGCUGGUCCAGUUCUCCAGCAACAAGGAAUACCUGGGUGUGAAGGACCUGCUGAUGUUCCUGGAGGUGGAGCAGGGCAUGGAGGGGGUGACAGAGGAGAAGUGCUUGGAGAUCGUCAGCAAGUAUGAACCCUCCAAGGAGGGCCGGGAGAAGGGCUACCUGGCCAUCGACGGCUUCACACGUUACCUGCUCUCUGCUGACUGCUCCAUCUUUGACCCGCAGCACCGCAAGGUCUGCCAGGACAUGGCGCAGCCCCUCUCCCACUACUACAUCAGCUCUGCCCACAGCGCCUGCCUGCUGGAGGACAACUUCUGGGGCCGCUCAGACAUCAGUGGCUACAUCAGUGCCCUGGGCCUGGGCUGCCGCAGCAUCGAGCUGGUGCUGUGGGACGGCCCCGAGGGUGAGCCCGUGGUGUACACCAGCCCCUCAGCUGCCUCCUGUGUGCCCUUCCGUGCCGUGGUGGGGCUGAUUGACCAGCACGCCUUCACUGCCUCCGCCUACCCCCUGAUCCUCUGCCUGGUGGUGCGCUGCUCGGCCCCCCAGCAGCGACUCGCUGCUCAGUGCCUGCGCAAGACGCUGGGGGAGAAGCUGUACCUGGAGCCCCCCAACCCCGUGGCGUCCUACCUGCCGUCCCCGGAGGAGCUCAAGGGCCGCAUCCUCAUCAAGGGCAAGAAGCUGCCGCCCACCUGCGAGGACAGCGAGGGGGAGGUGUCGGACGAGGAGGAAGGCUGGGAGCUGGCGCGGCGACUGGGCCAGGAGGACCGGGAGGCACCGGAGGGAGGUGGCCUGCGGCGGGUGCGCCUCAGCCGUGAGCUCUCGGAGCUGGUGAGCCUCUGCCAGGCUGUCCCCUUCCAGGACUUUGAGAGCUCGAGACGUGGGCAACGCUACUGGGAGAUGUGCUCCUUCAGCGAGGUGGAGGCGGGACGCUUCGCCAACGAGUGCCCGGCUGAGCUGGUCAGCUACAACAAGCGGUUCCUCUCCCGCAUCUACCCCAGCCCCAUGCGCAUCGAUGCCAGCAACAUGAACCCCCAGGAUUUCUGGAAGUGCGGCUGCCAGAUGGUGGCUAUGAACUACCAGACACCAGGGCUCAUGAUGGACCUGAAUGCGGGCUGGUUCCGGCAGAACGGGGCCUGUGGCUACGUCCUCCGCCCGGCCAUCAUGCGGGAGGAGGUCUCCUACUUCAGUGCCAACGCCAAGGACUCCCUGCCUGGGGUGCCUGCCCAGCUCCUGCACCUCAAGGUCAUCAGUGGGCAGAACCUGCCCAAGCCCAAGGGCUCGGGGGCCAAGGGGGAGGUUGUGGAGCCCUAUGUCUGUGCUGAAAUCCAUGGCAUCCCGGCCGACUGUGCUGAGCACCGCACCAAGACAGCCCUGCAGAGCGGGGACAACCCCAUCUUCGACGAGAGCCUGGAGUUCCAGAUCAACCUGCCGGAGCUGGCCGUCCUGCGCUUCGUUGUGCUGGACGAUGACUACAUUGGGGAUGAGUUCAUUGCCCAGUACACCAUCCCCUUCGAGUGCCUGCAGCCUGGCUACCGCCAUGUCCCCCUCCAGUCGCUGGCCGGGGAGCCCCUGCCCCACGCCACCCUCUUUGUGCAUGUGGCCAUCACUGACCGCCGUGGUGGGGGCAAGGGGCACCGCCGGGGGCUGGCGGGGCGCCGGGGCCGCCGAGUGCGGGAGUACACUUCCACCAAGGCCACUGGCAUCAAAGCCAUCGAUGAAGUCUUCCGGACGGCCACCCAGCCGCUGCGGGAGGCCACUGACCUGCGGGAGAAUGUACAGAAUGCGUUGGUCUCCUUCAAGGAGCUGUGUGGGCUGACACCCGCUGCUAAUAUGAAGCAGUGCAUCCUGACGGUGUCCACGUGGCUGCUGCACAGUGACAGCGCACCCAGUGUCACCCUCAACCUGGCAGAGCAGUACCCCCCCAUGGAGGCCCAGGGCCCCAUCCCUGACCUGCUGCGCAAGGUCCUCACUGCCUACGAGACGAUGAUCCAGACUAGCCGGACGCUGAUCGAGUCUGCCGACGCCGUGUACGGGAAGCUCAUCCAGGCACAGCAGGCAGGGAUGGAUUUCCACAAGGAGCUGCACCGCAUCGAGGCCAAGGAAGGGCUGAGGGGGCACAAGCUGCAGAAGGCGCUGGAGAGCUUCGCCUGGAACAUCACCGUCCUCAAGGGCCAGGCUGACCUCCUCAAGCAUGCCAAGGCGGAGGCACUGGACAACCUGUGGCAGAUCCACAACGCGGGGCAGUCCUGCGGCAUCGGCAGGAACGGAUCAGCCUCGCCGGAACCCUCUCGGCUGCAAGCUCCGCUGGAGCCCAUCCCUGAGACAGACGGAGGUGGCGACACAGCGUCCUGCUGACCCCGGUCUGGGGCUCGGGGCCCGGACUGAGCACCCCUGGCCGCAGGGGCCGGGAGCAGGGAGCCCCAGCCUGCCCGGGGAAUGUGUGUGAGGCUGGGUGCCUGUGCUCUGCCGUGUUGAGGGACUUGCACCAGAAUUCAGUGUAGAGGUUGGGGAGAGAUGUCCCUGCUCCCUUCUGCCCCACCAAGCUCCCAGAGGACUCAUCCAUCCCCUCCAUCUGCUUCUGGAGCCAGUACUCUGCCGAGGGGCCAGUGGGAUGCUGGUACCCCAGUUCCCAUGUGCAUGUACCCAGCCUGCUGUGCCAGAUGCCACGUGGAAAAGCAGCCCCAGGUCUGGAGUUCUGCCCACCCUCUCCAGGGAUGCAGGUUUGGCCUUCACCAGCCCUGGGGAAAACCUGGCUGGGGCUGGAAGGAUCCUGACUGGUCCUGUCACCUCCAUAGCAUCCCUGGGGUCCCCACUAUACAGAGGAGCUGAGAGGUUCUCUGGUGCAGCAGAUGUGGGGUCAGAGUGUCCCCGUGGCUUCUGGCAUCAGGGAAAUGUUUGGGUUCAACCCCCAGGGCAAGGGAUUUGAGCACAAGCAAAGGCUGGAGGUGGUCUGGGGUCAGGCGGGGGCUGUGCAGUGUUAUAAAGAGUGCAAGACCGUC